GGGUCUAAAAUAGACCCAUUAUGAAUCCUCCCCAAAUUCCGAAUUUCAGACUUUCAUCGCGAGAACACCUUUGCUUCUCCAUUAAAGACUGCAACAUUUCUUAAUCACAAUAUCGCCUUCUAUCUUUGUCAUUCAUUCAUCUCAAACUCCCAAUCUUAUAUCAUACUCUCCUUUGCAUUCAACCCCCGCCUCCAGGAGCCACCCAUACUCCCACUCCCCUAAUUUGCCACCGUCUUCGAUAGGCCAACGCUUGCAUUCCCAGCUGCAAUUUUAGGGUAUUAUCCUUUUGAAAUCAUGCAAUCAAAGGAUUCUAUUGUAUCUUGACAAUGCUUUAUGGUAACCUCGGUUCGAGCGGAAAAGCAUAGUGUAUGCAGUGUGAAUCUUAGUAAUCUCCUUAAGAUAAUGGAUUCUAGCAUUGGCACCACUGAUGCAAUUUCAGCUCCACACCCGGAUAUGGAAUUUGAAUCACAUGAAGCCGCUUAUUCAUAUUACAAAGAGUAUGCCAAGUCUGUGGGCUUUGGCACUGCUAAAUUGAGCAGUCGCCGGUCCAGGGUGUCCAAGGAAUUUAUUGAUGCUAAAUUUACAUGCAUAGGAUAUGGAAACAAGCAACAGUCUAACGAUGCCAUUAACCCUCGGCCUUCCCCAAAAAUUGGUUGUAAAGCUAGCAUGCAUGUGAAGAGAAGGCAGGAUGGAAAAUGGUAUGUUUAUAGUUUCAUUAAAGAGCAUAAUCACGAACUUUUGCCGGAUCAAGCACAUUUUUUUCGGAGCCACCGAAAUGUUGAUCCACUUAAGGCUGAUGUUGGAAGGAGAAGGAAGAAUCUGGCUGCAGUUUCUAAACUAUUUGGUGCCUAUCAAAAUAUUGACUUUUUGGAAGGUUAUAUGAAAAACCAGCAUGAUAAGGGGCGGAGUUUGAAUUUAGAAGAGGGAGAUGCUCAAGUACUUCUCGAACUUUUAAUGCAGAUGCAAGAAGAAAACCCAAAAAUUUUCUAUGCGGUUGAUUUGAAUGAAGAGCAUCGGUUGAGAAAUGUAUUUUGGGUUGAUGCCAAAGGCAUGGAAGAUUUCAGUAACUUUGGCGAUGUUGUUUCUUUUGACACUACAUAUUUCACAAACAAGUAUAAAAUACCUUUGGUACUCUUUAGUGGAAUCAACCAUCAUAUUCAACCCACAUUACUUGGUUGCGCUUUGAUUGCAGAUGAAACAGUUUAUACUUUUCUUUGGCUAAUGCAAACAUGGUUUAUAGCAAUGGGGGAAAGGGCUCCUGGAGUGAUGCUCACUGAUCAAAACAAUGCCAUAAAAGCUGCUGUGGCUGCUGUGUUUCCUAGUACACGCCAUUGUUUCUGUUUAUGGCAUGUGUUGGAAAAACUUACCAGGCAUCUUGAAUAUCCGAGCCUGUGGCAUAAUAGUCUAAUGCUAAAACUUGGUAAAUGUAUUUAUCAGUCUUGGACUGAGGAGCAAUUUGAAAAAAGGUGGUGGAAGAUGGUUGACAAGUUUCACCUAAGAGAAAUGCAGUGGGUUCAGUCUUUGUAUGAAGAUCGGAAACAGUGGGUUCCCGUCUUUAUGAGGGGUGUAUCUUUUGCUGGAUUAUCUACUUCUUUACGCUCAGAUAGUUUGAGUUCUUCAUUUGACAAAUAUAUGCAUGUAGAAACAUCAUUGAGGGAAUUUAUGGAGCAGUAUAGAUUAAUUCUUGAGGACAGGUAUGAAGAGGAAGCCAAAGCUGAUUUUAAUGCAUGGCAUGAAACUCCAGAGCUGAAGUCUCCAUCUCCUUUUGAAAAACAAAUAUCGCUUGUAUACACACAUGAAGUUUUCAAGAAAUUCCAAGUUGAGGUUUUGGGAGCUGCUGCUUGUCAUCUUAAAAAGGAAAACGAAGAUCAGGUGCCCGCAACAUAUAGUGUUAAGGACUUUGAAGAUAAUCAAAAUUAUAUGGUUGAAUGGAAUGAAUCUAAAUCAGAUAUAUACUGCUCAUGCUGCUCUUUUGAGUACAAGGGCUACCUUUGUAGACAUGCUAUUGUUGUGCUCCAGAUGUCUGGUGUGUUCAACAUCCCAUCAAAAUAUAUUUUGCAACGGUGGACUAAUGCUGCCUUGAGCAGGCGUCCAAUCAGUCAGAAAUUGGAUGAGGUCCAAUCUAAGGUCCGACGGUAUAAUGAUUUGUGUAAACGUGCCAUAAUAUUAAGUGAAGAAGGCUCACUUUCUCAAGAGAGCUAUAAUCUUGCUCUAUCUGCCAUAAAAGAAGCUCUGAAGCAAUGUGCAAGUGUCAAUAAUUCGGCUGGGAAUGAUGACAGAUCUAAUACCUCAGUGAUUCAUACCGAGUCUGGUGUUGAAAGAGUCAACCCAUGUGUAAAUACUUCUCUAGAAAAAACUCCAGACCCUAGAAUUACAAAUAGAAAAGGAAAGCAGGUAUCUCCUGCAGGAGCUGCCAAUGUUGGGUCACAAAAUGGCUUUCACCAAAUGGGGCUGUCAGACAUGAGGCCUACGCCAAUGCAUAAUGUGAUGCCACCAACGCAAUUGCAUAAUAUGGUGCCGACUAUGUUUACAAAUGUUGCAUCAACACAUUUUCAAAACGUCACCGCUGCACAUUUGCAUGACAGCCGACUCCGUCGGUGACUGUUUUUUACCUUGAUUUUGUAAAGAUAAUGUAAAGCUACUUUAGGGUUGUAGGAAGAGCAGUUUAUGAUGUUGCAAUUGUCUUGACUUGCAUCACAAGGUUUUGGUGCAGCUGACAAGAUUGUUAUGUUUCCCUCUGCCGACACUGUGCUAUGCCA
Messenger RNA from Hibiscus syriacus, 2759 nucleotides. RefSeq names its product protein FAR1-RELATED SEQUENCE 4-like. Gene Ontology annotation, biological process: regulation of DNA-templated transcription. NCBI's taxonomy places the organism in Eukaryota, Viridiplantae, Streptophyta, Magnoliopsida, Malvales, Malvaceae. The record is from RefSeq and is a predicted model, not a curated record. The transcript has 4 exons. Bases 334 to 2601 code for a protein of 755 amino acids. Gene Ontology annotation, molecular function: zinc ion binding.